Molecule: messenger RNA, 1539 nt
Organism: Durio zibethinus
Lineage: Eukaryota; Viridiplantae; Streptophyta; Magnoliopsida; Malvales; Malvaceae
Source: RefSeq, a predicted model, not a curated record
CUUUGCUUGAUCCUUCACUUUUCUUUAUCGUUAAAUUUAUAUUUAAUUGUUUUUAUUUUAUCCUCUUUUACUGUGUCUUUGUACUGAAGAUGGUGACCUUAUCGAUUAACAAAUUAUUUGUUUAUAAAAUUUCGUUUCUGCGUGUCUUAUUUUAGUAAAUUCAUUCUGAUGAUUUAUUUGCUGGUAGUUCCUGUAAUUUUUGUUUCUCGCUUGCUCCGUGUUGAACUUAGUUCCCCAAAAAAAAGUGCAGAAUAGAGUUUUUUUUUUUUUUUAAUUUUUGGUUGGCCAAUGCGAAAAAGGAAGUUAGUUUUGUAAUAUUGAUACCGAAAGGAUUAAAGAAUGUGAAAUUUUUUUUCUGCCCACCAUGUUUGGGGAGGUGGAAUUUUAAUGUAGAGAUCAUUUGUGGCUUGCUUAUGCUCCAAUUACGACUAACCCUUCGCUUUUGGAUAGUAGGUUUGUGCUUAAGAAAUGUUUUACAUAUUUCUGUUUUAAAAAGAUCUUUUGCCUUUUAUCCAAAGCUCUUUAUGUUAGAUGAAACUUUUCGGUGAAAGAAGUUGGAAAAUGAAGUUAUUUGAUUUUGCUUGCCUCCUGCCUUCUCAUAAAUGAACUAUUUGGUCAAGAAAGAGCAUAAUGGAGAGCACAUCUAGUCAAGGGUUAGAUUCAGAUGAAAGUGUAAGGUGUUUGCAAGUUGAAAGCUUUGAUGAGCAGGAAUUUGUUGAUCAUGAGCUUUCAGACAACAUUGAUUUAUGCUUGGGAGAAGUCGACAAGAUUAUAGAAGAGUCUACUGACAGUUUAUCUUUAUUAGGCAAUGCUGUGGAACCAUAUAUUGGCAUGGAGUUCAAGUCAAGAGAUGCUGCAAGGGAAUUUUAUGUUGUUUAUGGCAGACACACUGGUUUUACAGUGCGAAUCCAUCAUAAUCGACGUUCACGAAUAAACAAUAUGGUAAUUGGUCAAGAUUUUGUUUGUUCAAAAGAAGGUUUCCGUGAAAAGAAAUAUAUGUACAGGAAGGACAGGGUACUUCCUCCCCCAACCAUCACUCGAGAAGGCUGCCCUGCAAUGCUGAGGCUGGCUUUGAGGGAUGGGGUAAAGUGGGUUGUUACCAAAUUUGUAAAGGAGCAUAAUCACUCAUUAAUGUCACCUGGAAAGGUACCAUGGCGAGGAUCCGCAAAAAAUUCGAUCAGUGAGGAUGAGAAGGAUCAGAGAAUACGAGAACUAACUGAAGCGCUGAACAAUGAGAAACAAAAAUGUAAAAGGCUGUGUGCUGCGUACCAGGAACAAUUACGCACCAUAUUGAAGUUUGUUGAGGAACAUACUGAUCAAAUAUCUAAAAGGGUUCAAGAUAUAAUCAAGAACAUAAGAGAGCUUGAAGACGCACAGCUGGAAGAAUCAGAUUUCAGAUUUGUUUAGUCUAUCUUCUCACUAGGCAUAAACAUCUCCGAUACAUUGUACGAUUCCUUUUUCCACCUUUCUUUGGCUUUAUCCAAUGGUGAUUUUACUAGUGCAAGCAGAAGUUAAUUUGGAUCGUUCCCUGUAUAUAUA